Mesocestoides corti is the source of this 2097-nucleotide messenger RNA. The record is from the annotation of a GenBank genome assembly. Lineage: Eukaryota; Metazoa; Platyhelminthes; Cestoda; Cyclophyllidea; Mesocestoididae.
AUGUUUCUAGUCUUCGACCGGAAAUGAUUUUUUUUCUUUCAAAUUUACCGUGAUGGUCUCUCCCCCGAGAUUAAUCAAACGAGUCCUGUGUCUCUUCGCUUAAAGGGUACCUACGCAACUGUGUACAAAGGCAGGAGUCUGUUGACGGAGAAUCUGGUUGCCCUGAAGGAGAUUCGGUUGGAGCACGAGGAGGGUGCGCCCUGUACUGCCAUUCGGGAGGUCAGUCUGCUAAGGGAUCUGCGCCAUGCAAACAUUGUCACCCUUCAUGACAUCAUCCACACGGAGAAGUCCCUCACAUUGGUCUUUGAAUACCUGCAACGGGACUUGAAGCAGUAUCUUCAUGAGUGCCACAACCUAAUGCAUCCGGAGAAUGUGCGCCUCUUCCUCUACCAACUCCUGCGUGGUCUGGCUUUCUGUCAUGCUCGGCGAAUCCUGCAUCGCGACCUGAAACCACAAAACCUCCUCAUCAAUGACAGGGGCGACCUCAAGUUGGCCGACUUCGGACUUGCUCGGGCCAAAUCCAUCCCCAUCAAAACCUACUCAAACGAGGUUGUCACACUUUGUCAAGUUCUCCAUGAGCCCGAGACUGUUGCGUUGGUGCGUUGUUUCAAGGUUUACCUUGCAGAGGUUGCCACUUUGAAAUCGGCCGCCGGUCGCGAUCACUUACACGUUGCGUCCGCGGGCACUUCAGCGCACAGACGCAUCGAUUUGGUGCGCGCGCAAACCGUCGCUCUGCUGCGGACGCCCGCCGAUACGCUCGGUGCGCCUCCCCUAAACGCCCGCACUCACGUAAACGCCUCCCGUCAACACUUUGUGUAUCGGCCGCCGGAUGUGUUGCUUGGCUCUACGGAGUACUCGACUCACAUCGACAUGUGGGGCGUGGGGUGCAUUUUCUUCGAAAUGGCCACUGGCUGGCCGCUUUUCCCUGGAUCUACUGUCGAGGAGGAGCUCACCCUUAUCUUCAAGCGUCUCGGUGAGUGGACAGAGCUGCUUGUUUUGCAGCACCUCAUUUUUGUCCGCGCUCAAGCCGCAUCAGUUGCCCUCUCUCUCCAGCAAGGAUGUGGUGCCGGCAAACGUGGGAAACCGCUUAGAGCUUCUCUGGGUCGUCUCAAUGGUUGCAUGUCUGCUAGCCCUCGACAGGCCGCUUGUUUCAGUGGCACUCCCACUGAAUCCUCUUGGCCUGGCGUCACCACUCACCCUCAUUUUAGCAAAGCGCUUAGUUAUGGACCCUAUCCUGCGGUAGGUCGCUUCCCUCUCUCCCCCCAGUUCUCUCAGUCUGGCCAGGCCCUCCUCACCAGCCUCCUCGUGUACCCCGGUCCUCGGCGCAUCUCCUCACAGGAGGCACUCAAACAUGCCUAUUUCGCGAGACCGAUUUCCUCGUCUUCUAGUUCUGCUGCUGGCUUGCCCUUGGAGGCACUUGCCAAGUUGCCCGACUCUGCCAGCGUCUUCGAUGUGCCCGGUGUGCGACUGCACAGGGACCCGGGCAUUACACCGCAGACCUCGCUGUCGAAUCACCACCCCCAUCGCAGCAAUGGAUCCACAAGCUACCGCAAUUCCAUGCCAGUCGUAUACAAUGAUUUCAAUGUACGCCGAAUUCACGCACAAGGCAACCAAAUUCUCAGUUCUAAUCAGAACCACAUGAAGCAGACUCAAGCACAUCGGCACAGUCAGCUGCAGCAGCACCAACAGCCCCACGCCCACCACCAGCCUGCGCCUCCUCCUCCCCCUCCUCUCCCCCCACAUCAGUCGACGUCUGCUUUAGUCGCUGGCGCGGCGACGGUCUAUCAGCGUCCUGUCUCCAUGGUACCGUCAAACGGAAUACGGCCACCUGCUAUUGCACCACGCUGUUACCUGCCCAGUCAGAAUGGAACUGGAGGUGGCACUAUUACGGGCUACCCUCCGAGUGUUUUUGUCAACUGUGAUGCCAAGCAGUCUUCCUCAACGACCUCAAGCCAGCAUCCAGUUAACCCUUUUGGUCAGUACCCAGGACAUCAACGCUUCCACGAUGGCGGCAGCGGCAUUGCCGGGCCAGCCUCUCUUGCCUCUAACGCACGCGUCGUUGGUAGGUUGAGUGAUGUAUUAAUCGUUGAUCGAUGA